Messenger RNA from Lutzomyia longipalpis, 4097 nucleotides. RefSeq lists its product as uncharacterized. The transcript has 4 exons. The record is from RefSeq and is a predicted model, not a curated record. Bases 221 to 4048 code for a protein of 1275 amino acids. Lineage: Eukaryota; Metazoa; Arthropoda; Insecta; Diptera; Psychodidae. Gene Ontology annotation, molecular function: microtubule minus-end binding; gamma-tubulin binding. Gene Ontology annotation, biological process: microtubule nucleation; cytoplasmic microtubule organization; spindle assembly. Gene Ontology annotation, cellular component: centrosome; gamma-tubulin complex; equatorial microtubule organizing center.
GGGAGAGAGAUAGCAUGAAAUUUUCGCGCGCCGUAGAACUGUCUCAUGAAUGAACUGUCAAUUUCACCAAUAGCAUUCUAAUUGAGAUGCAAGAUAUGAAACUCCAUUUGUUAGAGGGAGAAAGAAAUCAAAUAUCCUAAAAAGUAAUGUUUUGAUUUGAAAAUUUGUGUGAAAAAUUUGCUAAAAAUCUCAUUUUUCUGUGCAUGAAAAAGCUGGAAAAAUGUCGGAAACGAGUGUUUUUGAACUAAUAAAUACUCUCUGUGAGAAAUUGAUAAAUGAAAAUGCUAGGAAGCCUGGAAAAACUGCAUCUUUUCGUACCCUUCGUGCGAAUGCUUUUCAAAUUAUCCUUCAAUCUUCCGGAAGUUGUGGGAUUCUGGAGGAUCCUCUGCGGGAAUUGGAUUUUCAUUUGUUCGAGAUGAAAACGAAGGCUUCGACUGUCUUCCAUCGAGAGCAUUACAAUCAAAUGGGGGAGAUCUUGGAGGGAAUUGAGGGGAAUCCCUUCUUCCGGAGUGAAUCAGGAAAAUCCAUUCUUACCUUUCUUUUUCACAUGAAAAACCAUCAUCUUCCGGAUGUUUACAGACACUUUCAAGAAACCUACCCUUUUGGCUUAUUUUCAUCCCUCCAAUCAGCCAGAGAGACUAAUCCCUACAUAACAGUCACAGAGGAGAUGUUUCAACUCCCUGAUGCACUUCCGAGUCUCAAUAUCCGCGGAGAAAAUCCAUCAAAUCCAUACUUUGAGGCAUUCUCUGAGAAUCUCGGGAAGAAUAUCUUCACACAAAAUCUUCUUCUUGCCAGGGAAAUGUUUUCAAAGGAUUUCCAGGAGAUUCUAAUGACCAAACAGCUGGCAAAUGAAGGGAAUUCACAGGAAAGGAAUGAUUUUGACUCCCUGUGUUCCCUUCAAAUGAAAAAUCCUUUAGAAUUGAGCCAAAUUGAAUGCCCCAAAGCACCUGCGGAACGUAAAAUAACUCCCCUGGAGAGCUUUAUGUAUGAUCUUCGUGCUCUCUGCUGUGGCUUCAAGUCUCCCAGCUUUGUGUAUCGCAGGAAGUACGAGGAAUUCCGCCUGAAGAAGAAUAUUCGCGUGGAGAAUGUCACGGUGAAUACCCUCAAACAGUACGUAAGGCCCUUCUUGGAAUUUGGCACCUGCAUGAGGCGUCUACAGCAGCUAGUGGCGUCCGGGGACUACCAAUCUCAGCUAGAUCAUGGUGGCUUCACAUUUCGUGCCUUUUGCAUGGAAGUUUCGCAAUAUUUGGCACAUGUGAGGCAUUUUAUUGUCCUCACGGAGGGAACAACAAUGCUGGAAUUCUCCUACAAACUCUCCAGCAUUGUCGAUCAAGUCACAACUCUCGGACGUUUGUGCCAACUCAACCCUGCUGCCCCUGCAGGGAGUUUCCCCCUUGGUGGGAGACUCCUUCAGUAUGUCUCCACACAGCUGAGCUUAGCAAUGCGUCCGGAAAUCUUCCUCCUUCUCGCCAAUAUCAUGAUCAAGUGUGUGGAAUUCUAUUUUAGCCAUUUAGAAAUGUGGAUCCAUCAGGGAGUGCUGGAGGAUCGAUACCAUGAGCUCUUUAUUGUGUACACGGAUCAAUAUAGCUACGAUAGUAAGAAAUUCUUCGAUAAGGCCUACAGUGUGCAGGAAAAUCUCAUUCCGGACUUCCUCACGGGGCUCACGGAGGACAUUAUUCUGUGUGGGAAGUACACAAUGCUCCUCAAAGCGUACAAACCAUUCCACCCUCUACUCGACAUACCAAAGCCCAGUCUCAAUAUUUGCCUCUCUGGCAAACUAAUAGACACCCUGAGGGCCUCCAUUGCGGCCUAUGCUCAGCGUGCUACAGCUGCAUGUGGUCCAAAAGUUACAAUUGAGGAGAUAAAUAGGCGAAAGCAGGUGAAAAUGGAAAACCUCAAACGUCUCGUUGAGAAGACAAUGCUGGAAAAUCUCCAAAAAUGGGAAAUUGAGCGAAAGGAAGCGGAUGCAGCAACGUUGGAGAGGAAGAAAAAGCAACUCAAGGAGCUACAACUGCAAAUUGAAAGCGCAAAACAAGAAAAAGCAGAAAAGAGAAGGAAAGAAAUUGCUGAGGAAUUGUUGUUCCUUGAGCAAAGAAAUGCAAUGGAAGAGAAUGAAAUGCAGCGGAAAAUUGAGGAGAGUGAGCGGAGGAUUCAGCACUAUCGCGAACUCAAUGAUCUAGCUGAGAAGAAGCUCGAGAGGAUUGGGAAAGGGACAGAGGGGAUUGUCAAUGAGAAUUACAUGCGUGGCAUGAAAAAAUCCGCUUCAGACAUAAUAAAUGCCAAUGAAAUCAUUGAAUUGGAUGCUGUUGCAGCACCCAAUGAGGCCGAAGAGAAUGUAGAAUGUUUGGAGAAUAAUUAUAAAAAUUGCGAUAAUAGCAAAUUGAAUGUGAAUUUGCCGGAAAGGAGUCAAAUGACCCCGUGUCAGAGGAAUAAGUUGAAAGUAAUGAGUCAUGAGUACAAUAUUUCAAUUCCAAUGGAUUCCCAUUUGAGUCGUGCCAUCCGGGAAGAAACAAUGACAGAGUUGGAGCGCAAUCGUCAAAGGAUUCUUCAUCGAGAUUUCAAUUCAAACACUGAUGAUGAUGGUGGGGGCAAAAGGAAUCGCAUGACGUUGAAUUUGGUGGAAAGUGAAAGGGUGCGAAAUCGCAAGAAAGUGCUGGAGACUGAAUUUGAUAUUGCAAUUCCAACUAAAGAAAAACUCCUCACCCCGAUGAGUACAACGUCGGAUUAUUCAGUUGAGGCUUCGGAGAAAGUUGUAAGUCCUGAUUUAGGUGGUGAGGAUGAAGAUUUGAUUGCAGUUGAGGAGGUUGAAGUAGAAGAUGAAUUUGAACAAGAAGAAGAAAAAGGGAAAAUUGAGGAAAUUUAUGUGGAAGAAGUGAGAAUAGAAGUUCCACAGAAGAAAGAGCAAAAGAUCAGGAACUUCUUUGAGGAAAUUGAAACAUUCAAAACACCCACAUUUACCCAUAAACCCAACACAUCGAAUUACUCAAUGAGUGAUCUUGCAUCACUUAAUGGGGUUUCCAUGAAGGAAUUCCUCCGGCUGUCAAUUGCAAUUCCCCUUGAGUGCCACAUGUCACUCCUCAAUCGAGAAAUAAUGAAAAUGUUCCUCGAAGAUCUCGACAUCCUUGGGCAUUGGCAAAGCCUGAGGAAUUACUUCUUUCUCAUUGAUGGGGAAUUUGGUAGUCAUAUUUGCGAUGGGCUGUUUGAGUGCCUCGAAAGGGGUACACGUCCCGAUGAAUUCCUCAAUUUCUACACCCUCCACACAAUUCUCGAUACAGCCAUGAGCUACAGUGCAGCCAGUCGGGAUGCAAACAGCAAACGCCUCUCAUUCAUUGUUGACACAAUCCCCGAGAAAUUUGAUCUUCUCUCCCCGAAUGUCCUGGAAAGUCUCCGUCUGAGCUAUGCCGUUGAAUGGCCGGUGAAUUUAAUUCUCAGCUCAAAUACCCUCCAUCAGUACGCAAUUGUCUUCCAGUACCUCCUGAAAGUUCGGCAUGUGGGGUGGAUUCUUGAGAAUCUCUUUCAGCAUCUCAAGGAAAUUUGUCGUGCUGACGCCAACAUCGCAAAAUCCCAGCAUUAUCACCACAUUCACAUGAUGCGCCACAAGUUUAGUCACUUCAUCCUCACUCUGCAAAAUCACAUCACCGUCACGGCGCUCGAGACGUCCUGGAGGCAAUUUAUGAGGGAUCUCCAAAGCGCCCAGAGUAUGAUGGACUUGUACAGGAAGCACACAACCUACAUUAAACGCAUCAAGUUUCUCUGCAUGCUAAAUAGGCAGAGUGAGAAAUUUCUCAGUGCCAUUGAGGAUGUCUUCAAAAUCAUCAUUCGCUUCAGCAGGAUCGUGAUGGCGAAAUCAUUUACAAUGUCCUCAAAGGGAUCAAUUCAUCCGCGUUAUGAGAAAUUGCGGCGGAUUGAAGGAGAUUUCGACAAGCUCAUGCGACACAUUGUCCAAAUGGGCUGGAAGAUUGUUGCAAACGGCUACCAAACGGAGAUUGGGGAAUUUAUCUCGCAUCUCAAUUGGGGCGAAUAUUAUUCUCAAGUUGAAUUAAAAUAAAAGAUGUUAAAUAAAUAAGAAUUCUAUUAAAUAAACUCAUUAUAAAUUA